This is a messenger RNA of Exophiala xenobiotica, 4286 nucleotides long. RefSeq lists its product as uncharacterized. NCBI's taxonomy places the organism in Eukaryota, Fungi, Ascomycota, Eurotiomycetes, Chaetothyriales, Herpotrichiellaceae. The transcript has a single exon. The coding region runs from base 159 to 3995 and encodes 1278 amino acids. The record is from RefSeq and is a predicted model, not a curated record. Gene Ontology annotation, molecular function: phosphopantetheine binding.
AGCAUUUUCACUUCUCUACGUCAUCUAUACCAGAUCCUGUCUCCUCCCUCUAUCAACCAGACAAUUCUCAUGAAGGCCGCAAAGAAAUAGCACAAGAAAAAAGAAAGUCGUGACUGGAGGACCGAAAGGCCUUUUCCGGCUCAUCGAACCAAUCAAAGAUGCCUGUUAUAGACAUCCGCAAGGACUUGUCGGCUCUCUUCACAAAACAAGCCCAGAGUACGCCCGACAAUGUCGCGUUAGAGGACGAGAAGAACACAUACACCUAUACAGAAUUGCACGAUAAGGUCGCCGUUCUUGCUGAUCGCUUUCGCAAGUAUGGCGUCGGUCGCGACAAGCUCGUCGGAGUGCUCUUGCCUCGAAGUGCCGACUAUGUAAUUGCAUGCCUUGCUGCUCUUCGUGCAGGAGGAGCAUUUCUCGUCCUCGAGCUUGCCUAUCCUCCCGACCUGCUGGCUGACGUUCUCGACGAUGCAAAACCAGCAGUGGUGGUGACCUACCGGGCGGAGGUUGGUAAGAUCAAAGGACGGACGAAAAUCAUUGCUUUGGACGACGAGCAAGAAACGGAAGUGAAUGGUCAAACAGAAGAACCAAGUCCCUUACCAGCCGAGACUGACCUAGACCGGUUGUCCUUCGUGGCCUAUUCAUCAGGUACCACAGGCAAGCCCAAGGGGAUCGCCAAUCCUCACAAAGCCCCAGUGCUUUCCUACAACCUAAGAUUCGGAAUUAGCGACCAGCAACCGGGAGACCGAGUAGCCUGCAACGUCUUCUUCGUCUGGGAAAUCAUUCGUCCGCUGUUGCGAGGAGCAACCGUCGUUGCUGUUCCCGACGAUGCUAGCUACGACCCCGCCGCGCUUGUCGACCUCUUGUCUGCGAAACACAUCACAGAGACUUUGAUGACACCAACACUUCUGGCAGCAGUCCUGUCCCGGCACCCAGAGAUUGGAAAACGCCUCCCAAAGCUCCAGACCCUCUGGCUCAAUGGUGAAGUCGUGACCACGGACCUUGCACGUCGAGCACUCAAAGCUCUUCCAAAUACGCGACUCCUCAAUUGCUACAGCGCCUGUGAAACACAUGAGGUCGCUUGCGGUGACAUUAAAGAAAUGCUGGAUGAGGAAUCGACUUACUGUCCCGUGGGUCCUCCGCUGAACCCCAAGCACACCUAUAUUCUCGAUGAGGGUGGGCAGAAGGUCGAACCUGGCACCAGUGGGGAACUGUUUGUCGGAGGUCCACUGUUGGCCCGAGGAUAUCUUAACCGACCUGAGACCACUGCUAAAGCUUUCACACCUGACCCUUUCGACUCAACUCCAGGAGCCCGCAUGUACAGAACGGGCGAUCUCGCUCGAUUGCUGCCGAAUGGUCUCCUGGAAAUCACAGGCCGUGUAGGAGCUAUGAUCAAGCUGCGAGGCUAUUCUGUCGUUCCUGGUAAAGUCGAGAAUGCCAUUGUUGCACAUCUAGCAGUCAGGCACUGUGCCGUAGUGGCUCACGGAGAAGGCCUUGAUCGGCAACUGGUCGCCUAUGUCGUUCGCGACAAGGAGCAGUCAGAGGAUCGUCCUGUGGUGGAGAUCAACGAGUCAGGCCGUAGCCCGGGCGCACGGAAAAUCCUCUCGCCAUACCUAGCUCACUACAUGGUACCAAGUUUAUGGGUUGAGCUCAGCGAGCUACCCACCCAUGAGGUUUCUGGUAAAGCCGACCUAAAACGACUGCCCCCGCCGCCGACCGAGAAAGCUGGACAGGUCAAUGGCGGGAAGAUUGAACAGCAGGAUCCGAUAUCCAUUGAGUCAAUAGCUGAAGUCUGGGCAGCAACUCUGAAAACAUCACCGAGCAAUAUCUCACCCGAGCAUAAUUUUUUCGAUCUGGGCGGCCAUUCUCUAUCGCUGGCGGAUCUUGCAUCCAGACUGACGAGAAAUUUUGGUUUCCGCAUUCCUCUCCAGCGGCUUGUCGACCCUCCGACUCUCAAUGGCCAUCUCGAGACCGUACGUGCUGUGCGAGAUGGACAGAUGGCGGCUGUACAAGCUGAUCUUCCUGCUGUCUUGCGCGCUGAUUCCGUUCUCGACAAGGACAUUGUGCCAUCCAAAACCACCAUCUGCGCCCUCAACAAAGCAGACACGGUGCUCUUGACUGGUGCCACCGGUUUCUUGGGGGCUUUCCUACUUAACGACCUUUUGGAAAGCACUUCGGCCCAGAUCAUCUGCCUUGUCCGUUUCAAUGACCCUUCGGAUGAAGAUACGCCAGGAGGUAUUGCCAGAAUCCGUCGGAAUAUGCUCGAUCUGGGACUGUGGAGUGACUCCAUAAUGGAGCGUGUUGAGAUACUGCCUGGUAAUCUCUCUCGGAAACGAUUUGGCCUCUCACAUCAGGCGUUUGACGAGCUAGCUUCCCGAGUCCAGGUCAUCAUCCACGCUGCCGCCACUGUCAACCUCGUCUACCCGUACGCGGCCUUGCGAAAUGCCAACGUCGGAGGCACGAGGGAGAUCCUACGCCUGGCAUGCCGUGGUGGUGCCACCGUUCAAUAUAUCUCAACCAACGGGGUCUUGCCUCCAUCACAGACAGGCUGGCCGGAAGGGACCAUGCUCUAUGUGGACGAAGUUCCAGAAAAGCUGCACGACGGGUAUGGCCAGACGAAAUGGGUAGCUGAACAGCUCGUCCUCGAAGCCGGUCGCCGCGGCCUGCCAGUCAAGAUCCAUCGUGCGGGGACGAUCAGCGGUCACAGCCUGACAGGUGCAGGGAAUGCUUGGGACCUGGUGUCUGCGUUGAUCGUGGAGUCAUUACACCUAGGCUACGCGCCGGACGUUGAGGGCUGGCGUGCAGAAAUGACUCCGGUGGACUUUGUCAGCAAAGCCAUCAUCCACCUUUCGAAUCAGACCCACGCAAAACAGCUAGUGUUUCAUCUCGGCGAUCCAGAUCCUGUCGACACUCGAAUCGUAUUCGACAAUCUCCGGGAACUUGGUUAUCCGACAGAACGACUGGGCUUUGAUGACUGGGUGGCAUUAUGGAACGAGAAGAGGGGUUCUGCCAAAGGUGGGGAUGGUGCUUUCACCGUUGAUAUCCUCCGCAGUGGUAUGCCGAGCGUCGACUUCUUGCAAGGUAUUGUGGUCCUCAACAAUGCUGCCACUAGGCCAUUCCGGUCGAUCGUCGAGCGGCCGAAGGUCGACAGCGUCCUUCUCGAGACGUAUACCCGCCACUGGUUCGCUCGAGGCUGGCUCCCUCGUCCUCCUUCAAGUCAACGUUCGCUCGGAGGAUCAGCACGGCCCAUUCGCAGAGGCCCACUGGCUGGCCGCGUAGCCGUCGUCACAGGUGCUUCGUCCGGCAUUGGAGCUGCCGUCGCUGUUGCUUUGGCUCGAGAAGGAUGCCAUGUCGCUCUUGCGGCUCGACGGAUCGACGCCCUCGAAUCAAUCAAGCGGAGAAUGGUCGUUCGUGAAGGGAAAGUCAUUGUCCGGCAGACGGACGUGACGGACCGAAAACAAGUCGAAGCGUUGAUCAACGCCGCUCACGGCGAACUUGGCCCCGUCGACAUCAUAGUCUCAUGUGCUGGCGUCAUGUACUUCACGAUGAUGGCCAACGCACAGGUUGAAGAAUGGGACCGCACAGUCGACGUCAACUGCAAAGGUCUCCUUCACUGCCUGUCAUCCACUGUACCAGGCAUGCUGUCUCGUGGAAGUGGACACAUCGUUGCCAUCUCGUCUGAUGCCGGUCGGAAGGUCUUCCCUGGCCUGGGUGUAUACUCUGCGAGCAAAUUCUUUGUGGAGGCUACAUUACAGAGUCUCCGACUCGAGACUGCUGGGAAGGGUCUGCGUGUCACCAGCGUACAGCCUGGAAAUGUUGCCACGGAUCUCCUGGGCAUGUCCACGGACGCUGAGGCGAUCAAGAAGUAUGGCGAGCCAUCUGGUGCCCAGAUCCUGGAUCCGGAGGACGUAGCCAAUUCGAUCGUCUAUGCGCUGAAACAGCCAGCGCAUGUCGCUGUGAAUGAAGUGUUGAUUGAGCCUAGAGAUGAGCCAAUAUGAUGGGGUUGUGUUUUUUCUUGGGACAUUGCAUUGCAUAGAGACGGAAUGAGGGAAUGAGGGAAUGUGGGAAUGUGGGAAUGGUGAAGGAAAGGUAUAGCGACCAUUUCAGACUGAUAGAUCACCAAUUUUCAGAGGGUGUUAUCCAUAGUAACUUUGCACUUUGUUUAGCAUCCCGAGACUGGAUAAGUUGUCGCUGUUGUUAAGCCCCGUAUGUAAUCAAUUUUGGUGGAGAGGCCAGCCUGAUCAGACGUUCAGACCAGAGGAGAGUUUGCCCAUGAAACCAGGUGUAGG